CAUUCAGCUCAUCCACUAUCUCUCCCGACUCUCCUUUCUACGACACUCCACCUCCAACUCCCCCUCCACCCUUCUCAGCGCUCCGCGCACACGUCCUCCACCACGACUACCUUCGUCGGCGUCCAGCGAUCCCUCGGUCCCAGUCGAGCCUGGCAGAAGCCGAACCCCCUUCUCCCGUCGCGCGACCCAUCGCCGCAACCACCGCGCUACAGCGACGUCCCAUCCCAGCAGUACGACAUGGCGGACGAGAAAAAGCGGGACUUCACAAUAGAGCUGGGCGACCGCCAGCCAAAUGGCCAUUUCGAGGCUGCUCCGAGGCCAGUUGUGCCUAAGAUGGCUGCGCCCGCGGCCAUAGUCAACAACCCGCUCUUCUCCAUUCUGGCAUACUGCGGGAGCAGUAUUCUCAUGACGGUGUCCAAUAAAUACUGCGUCAAUGGCACAGGGUGGAAUUUGAGCUUCUUCUUGCUGGCCGUGCAGGCCAUUGUGUGUAUUCUCGCCAUCUCCACUGGCAAGGCCAUGGGAUUCAUCACAUAUCGAGGCUUCAACGUGGACGAGGCACGAAAAUGGUUCCCUGUAUCGCUCCUCCUGAUCGGCAUGAUCUACACCUCCAUCAAGGCCUUGCAGUUCCUGAGCAUUCCAGUCUACACCAUCUUCAAAAACUUGACAAUCAUUCUCAUUGCAUAUGGCGAGGUGCUAUGGUUUGGAGGCUCCGUCACCGGCAUGGCUCUCUUGAGUUUCGGUCUCAUGGUCCUGAGCAGUAUCAUUGCAGCAUGGGCGGACAUCACCCACGCACUUUCGUCAUAUGGAGGAACUGCGGUGACAGGCGAGGCCGCUGAGAAGAUCGCUACUUUGAACGCGGGAUACAUUUGGAUGGCCCUGAACUGCGUCUGCUCUGCCGGCUACGUGCUGGGCAUGAGGAAGCGCAUUAAGUUGACUAACUUCAAGGACUUUGACACCAUGUACUACAACAACCUGCUCACGAUCCCUAUCCUCCUCAUCGCUUCGCUUCUCCUCGAGGACUGGUCCGCUGCCAACCUGGCCGUCAACUUCCCACCAGGACGACAGCAGCUCAUGAUCGCCGCAAUGAUCUUCACCGGCCUCAGCAGCAUCUUCAUCUCCUACACUAGCGCCUGGUGUGUCCGUGUGACAUCGUCGACCACUUACUCCAUGGUCGGCGCUCUCAACAAGCUCCCCAUCGCCAUUUCCGGCCUCGUCUUUUUCGAUGCCCCAGUUACAAUGGCCAGCGUUUCGGCCAUCUUCGUCGGUUUCGUCUCUGGUCUUGUUUUCGCACUUUCCAAAGUCUGGUCGAGCAAGAGCAAGGACAACGUCCUUCCCACAACAAGCGCGAGUGCGCAGAGCUUGAAGGACUCGCUAAAGUCAUGAUCGAGAGUACGCAAAGAAAGAUGACCAGAGGAGUAAAAUGAUUGAUUUUGAAUGGGGCGGGCAGGCGAAUAAGAUACCACAGCAGUCAGCGGCAUUUGGGGUGCUGAGGUCGGGAUGUAUGUACGUGGUCUGGCGUUGUUCUUAAUAUUUUGAUUGGGAAAUGCCCUGUGUAGAAAAAUUGUCACCUCGAGGGAGGAAGGCUUGCAUUUGGGGGUUUUGUUUCUUUUUUCGCAUCGUUGUCUCAAUGGGAACCAGACUCUCGGGAGCAGGAAUUUCACAAUUGGGAAGUUAUAUAUUCGAGGUUAGAUGGGAGAGUCCUGGCUCUCGGAUCGUUCGUCGACAAAACCGCAGAUUUGUGCAGCAUCAGCAGCAGAUUAGGGACUCCUCUAAUGAAGGACACGGUACGUUGCUGUCUUUUCUUCGUUCUCGCAUUCUGGGGAAUUCACCUGGCUGGUCUCUUUCUGAGUCGAUCUCAGUUCGAACAAAGUACUCCCUUCGCGGGGCAUCGGCCUUGAAGACAAUUUCACGAACUUUGGUAUCCCGCUUGCUUUACACAAGCACGACCGCACUGGCCAAAUGCAAAGGCGUUUUCAAGCUCUAUGCCGUAAAUCCGUGGAGCCUCAACGAGGUAGCGAAGAGAUAGACGGUUACUGGGCCUUGCGAGGAAGCAACAUGAUGCGGUAGCAGUGCUUGGUAGACCGGUCUUUUACCACCCGACGUCGAUACAGCAUGCAGUCGUUGUUGGCGUUUUGCGGAGGCCACCCGAAGCAUUCGGGGAUUUCCUCCUCCGAACACAUCCUGGCCGCUUCGCAGGCUCUCGCAGACCGCUACUGCUUUCGUGAGCUGUCACGCAGCAUUGCAAGAUCCUCGCC
Molecule: messenger RNA, 2255 nt
Organism: Cercospora beticola
Lineage: Eukaryota; Fungi; Ascomycota; Dothideomycetes; Mycosphaerellales; Mycosphaerellaceae
Gene: VRG4
Product: GDP-mannose transporter
Cellular component (GO): Golgi apparatus
Molecular function (GO): GDP-fucose transmembrane transporter activity; antiporter activity
Source: RefSeq, a predicted model, not a curated record